Molecule: messenger RNA, 932 nt
Organism: Dendroctonus ponderosae (mountain pine beetle)
Lineage: Eukaryota; Metazoa; Arthropoda; Insecta; Coleoptera; Curculionidae
Exons: 3
Coding region: 141-860 (239 amino acids)
Source: RefSeq, a predicted model, not a curated record
AUGUAAAUAACUGAAGGUGUGGUUAGAAAACUGUGGCAAUAUUAACAAUUGAUUGGAUGACUGUUGUUGGAAAUGUGUUGCAUUAAAUGCAAAAACGUAUUAUCUGAUGUAAGAAUUUGCGAUAAAUACCCGCAGAUAUAAUGUCGGAGCACUACAAAUCGCUAAUAUCUGAUGAUGAUGUUAUUAAGGAAUUGAUCAAGGACAGCGAAAGACGACAAGGGAAACUGAUUAUACCCCGGCUAAAACCAAAUUUAAAUUUCUUCCAACGAACUGUGAACAGUUUAGUUUCAACUAACAACAGAAUCGAUAAAGGAGUAGAUACAUUUAGGAGUGACUAUUUGAAAGAUGAAAAAACACGCAAAUAUAGGGUUCCUGUUUAUAAAUCAUCAUCAAAUAAAAUGCCCCUAGUUGAUUACGCGUUUGAACGACGACUCGUUUUAGAAACGAAAGAUAAAUGUAUCAGGCCGAAAGGCAAUAAGAGAUCCCAAAAAGAAUCAACGAAACGAAAAUGGGAACCGCACAAGUUAAGUUUUGGAUCAGAAGUGGAAGAUGCAGCUAGUACAGAUCAAUCCCAAGUGCAAUCUUAUAAGAAAACUCUUCAGAUAUUGGACGGUAUUUCUACCGAUACUGAUUUAGAUGACUUGGAAAUUGUCAACAUGAAAGAGCCUUCUUCUAUGAGGAAGUCAGGCAAGUCUGCCACAAGAAAUGCAAAAAAUAAAUCAAGUUGUGUAAUUGUCCUAUCUAGUGAUGAAAACGAGAGCAGCGCUCAUCAGAAUCAUAAAAAUCAAAAGAAGUGGAAGAGAAAAAUCUCAAAAAAGCACAAAAAUAAAUCUGAUACAUCUACAGAUGAUGAUUGUUAAAUCCGGAAUCUAUGCGGUUUUACCAGGUAUAAUUAAAAUGUAAAUACUAAAAUAAAUUAUUUUGAAUUAUAA